AUGGGAAGUUCUAAAUCUAGAGGAAGAAGAGCCGAAAAGAAGGCACAAAAAUUGGAUAGUACGGACUUUUCAGAACACAAGGACCAUACACAGUCUCAAUCGGAAAAUAUCCCCAAUACCUUCUUUGGUCUCGUUGAUGCAAGUGAAAUUGAUUAUUUCAAACAAGCAGAAUCCACAUUGAAUAUCAAUGCGUUUGAGAGUGACGAAGACAGAGAGGGAUUCAUCAAUUCAGUGUUGGAAGAGGCACAAGGAAAGGAGUUGAAGUUGGUCACCAAUCAGAUAUGCUCAAAGUUGAUGGAAAGGUUGGUAUUGUUUGCUAAUACACAACAAUUGAAGUCGAUAUUUGAAAACUUUUCCAAUCAUUUUGUAUCGCUAGCAUUUCACAAAUACGCUUCGCACGUGUUGGAGACGUUGCUUGUAAGAGCAGCCGCAUUGAUUGAGAAAGAGAUUUUGCAAGCUGAUGAUAUAAAGUACGAAGAGGAAGAUGGAGUCGUAAUUGCAGAUCGUCAUGACGGUAAAACUGUCGAAGAGUUGUUCAUUACUAUGGUGAAUGAGUUUAAACCUUAUUUAUUAACAAUGAUUGACCAUCAGUAUGCUUCACAUGUGUUGAGACUUUUGAUUUUGAUUCUCGCUGGGAAAGAGUUACCUUCGACAACGGUAUCAAACUCUGUCUUAAGAUCCAAAAAGUCAAAGAUUGCAAGAAAGAUGAUUGAAAUUAAGGACAAUGAAGAUUUCAAUAGAGCUUUCCAAACACCACUUUCAUUCAAGGAUGAACUUCGUUAUUAUUUUCAAGACUUGACAAAGGACAUGGACACGAAAAAGGCAAGGGAAUUGAGUAUACAUAAAAUUGCAUCUCCAGUUAUGCAGCUUGCGAUCCAGUUGGAAGGACUUGUUGACCGUGAACGUACAAUGUGGCACUUGAUCUUUGCCAAGCAAAGUGAUGAUAAAGUUCCUGACGAGGAAGCAUUUGUCGAGUACUUGUUGUCUGAUCCAGUAGGUUCUCACUUUUUCGAAGCUGUUAUAAAGAAUAAUGGCCCUAAACCACAAUAUAUUGAGAGGCUAUACAGGCUUUACAUGAAGGAUAGAGUUUUGAAGCUAGCCAGGAGGUCUACCACUGGUGUUUACAUUAUACAGGCAUUAUUAUUCAAAUUGAAGCCAGUUGAAGUGGAGUUUAUCUUGGAUCAAAUUAUACCAGAAUUAUCCAACCUUAUUUCGAUAGCCGAUAACCAAAACUUGGAUUUAGCUCAAAAAGUUAUCGAUGCCUCAAUCCUGAGAGGAAAUUAUUUGAGGGACGAGAUUAUAACACAAUUGUUUAUCAAAUUUGCCCCCAAUUAUGAUUAUUCAAACCCUCAAACAGACACCUCUACCGAGUUUAUUGAAAAUGUGCUACAGUUAACAGGAUCCACUUUAGGAAACACAAGGGGCGAUUGGCCAACUGCUGAAGAGAGAAAGAGGGCAUUAUUUUUGGAGAAAUUGAUGGAACUUGACAAUAGAUUUGUUACAUGUACGUGGUUGAAUUUUAUUGCUUUACCGGUGGAAAGGUUCGUGCAAAUGUGUUUUCAUGGUGUCUUUUCGCAUGUCGUUGAAAAAUCCUUAGUGGUUGAUAAAGACGAAACAAAACAAGUACAGAUUCUUCGAAAGAGAUAUCUCAACAUUUUUCAAAAUCAAAUAGUUGCAUUGUCUUGCAAUUCCUAUGGAUCCCACAUUGUUGAUAAAUUAUGGGAUUUUACAGUUUUAUUACCCAUGUAUAAAGAUCGUAUUGCCUCCGAGCUCAUGAGUGAUUCGCAUAAAGUCAAGGAAAGUCAAUAUGGUAAAUUAGUAUGGAAAAAUUGGUCAAUGGAGCUCUUUGUGAGAAAGAAAUAUGAUUGGAAACAACUUGUCAAGGAACAAGAACAUGAGUUUCUUGGAGGAGAGGAGAACCAAGCAACCAGAGCUAAAAAGCCAAUUGAAUUGAAAAUGGAAAAAUUAGCUGAAGAAAAGAGAAUACAAGCUGAAAAAGCAGAGAAAGCUCAAAGUGGAUACAAUAAACGUAAGCUAGAUGAAUUGACUGCUGCUUCAGAAAAGAAGCAGAAAUUGAGAGGAAGAAGACGUGAAUAA
This is a messenger RNA of Lodderomyces orthopsilosis Co 90-125, 2097 nucleotides long. Its product is annotated as RNA-binding RNA processing protein. Lineage: Eukaryota; Fungi; Ascomycota; Pichiomycetes; Serinales; Debaryomycetaceae. Gene Ontology annotation, biological process: endonucleolytic cleavage in ITS1 to separate SSU-rRNA from 5.8S rRNA and LSU-rRNA from tricistronic rRNA transcript (SSU-rRNA, 5.8S rRNA, LSU-rRNA); endonucleolytic cleavage to generate mature 5'-end of SSU-rRNA from (SSU-rRNA, 5.8S rRNA, LSU-rRNA); ribosomal small subunit export from nucleus. Bases 1 to 2097 code for a protein of 698 amino acids. Gene Ontology annotation, molecular function: RNA binding. Gene Ontology annotation, cellular component: preribosome, small subunit precursor; 90S preribosome; nucleolus. The transcript has a single exon. The record is from RefSeq and is a predicted model, not a curated record.